Heterotrigona itama is the source of this 802-nucleotide messenger RNA. NCBI's taxonomy places the organism in Eukaryota, Metazoa, Arthropoda, Insecta, Hymenoptera, Apidae. The record is from the annotation of a GenBank genome assembly.
AUGACAAAAUUACAAAUUGGUCAUUUUGGUCACCCUGCUAAUAAAACUGCAACUAGUAUAAUAUAGAAAAACUCUCGAAAUAUUUAAUUCAAUUCCAAGUCCAACGCAAUAAAACGUGACACGGCCUCUCGACCAUUGAAGACAAUUCCGAAUGACUGUGAGAAAAUUCACAAUCGCGUGGGGUGAGAAGCUACAAAAGAUUAGAAAAGAGGGUAAGGAGAUAAAGCCUCGGAUGGAACAGAAUGAAUGAAAGAAAGAAAUAAAGGAAGCAAGGAAGGCGAAUUGUUGAAAAGAAGUAGAUAGAAGGGCAGAACGUGUCUGACGGAGGAAAGAAGAGAAAGAUAAGAAGGAAAGUACGAAACGGUCUCGCGAGAAGAAGAUUUCGCGGAUUUACGGCUGGAAGAAAGAUUCUACAGUGUUUAACGCCACCUUUGUGUCAGACAUCGAGAUUAAGGAGUCUCGUGACUGGCGACGCCCGACCAUUCGUUGUCACAACGUAAUGAAGUAUCGCGUGGUACCUCGUUAUCUGAAGAAAACGCGGGGGCUGAGAAUCCCGGUCCAGGACGCAACAAUCCCGGUCAUUAUCGUAAAGGACAAUGAAAUGCCCUUUAGGAAAGAGAUCGAUCGAUUAAACAGAUCGAUCAAGUUACGAAUUCUCAAACUGGAAUUCUCGUCUUCCCAUAGAACGUGCCAGAAGUGUCCAAUUUACUUUCUAUUACUCGGCAACGAUGGAAAUAAUCAGAAUGGAAAAUUCAGCGACAAAUUAAUGACCGCCGCAGUCAUCAUCCGCUUGUUUCGAUAA